UUCCGGGAGUGUGAUUUUUUGCACUCUCGCGGUUUCUCACCAAUGGCGACGUGCAGUGUGAAGGAAGGCUACCUUUGCAAGUCGCCACCCGACGACAAGUCGAGCGUGAAAAGCUGGAGAGAUCGUUGGUUUGUAUUUCGACUCGAGGCAGGCAAUCCCAUCCUGGAAUACUUUGAAAGCAAAUCGAAGCAGAAACUUAAGGGAACUGUGCCCUUUAAAGGAGCUGUACAGCUUGUUUCUGUUCCGUCGUAUGGACGUGGCUUCAGCAAUGUUUUCUACAUAAGCACUCCGGGUAGAAAGUUUUAUAUGUCGGCGCCUUCGAGAGAAGAACUGGAUCGUUGGCUGCAAAUUUUAGCACAACAUCUCAACAAACCCAUUGAUGUUCAGAUGGCUGAUGGAAAAUUGCAGAGACAAGGAAUGACAAGUCCUAGUGGAGUAGCGACACCUUCAGCUCCGUUUCUAUAUGAACCUCCAUCGUGUCCUCCCCCUUCAGCCCCUCCUGCAGAAUCCCCAGGAGCUCGUCCACCACCUCCACUUCCUUCACCUGUUCAACCACUUCCUUCACCUGUUCAACCACUUCCUUCACCUGUUCAACCACUUCCGUCGGGUUGGGAACAACGUUUUGAGCCAUCUGGUCGUCCAUAUUUUGUCAAUCACGCAACGAGGACUACUCAGUAUGAAGAUCCUAGGAUACAUGGAUUUCCUACGACUGCUCCUCCUGCAUUGCCUACUUCUCGGCCACCGUCAGUUCCAGUGCCGAUGCCGAACAUUCCAGUUCGUGGUGGUGUAAAUCAAGGGCCAUUGCCUCAUGGUUGGGAACAACGUAAUGACGCGACUGGACGACCGUACUUUUUGAAUCAUACUACGAAGGUGACACAGUUUGAAGACCCUCGUGUGCUGCCGCCGGGAUGGGAGAUGCGGUUCGAUUCUAAGGGAGUAUCGUACUUUGUAGAUCACAACGCACAGACGACCACAUACAACCAUCCAACUCAACAACCACCAGCGGAUACUACCAAGAAGAAGAAAGAAACUAUGUCAAAGCGAGUCACUGAUAUAAAAGAGAAAUUGAAAGAUUUGUCUGUGAGACCAAGCAACAUUAAGUUUGUGAAGCGAAUUGGGGAGGGAGCUUUCGGAGAGGUGUGGCUUGGAAAAGUAAAAGGACUAGACAAAGAUGCCAGUAAAACUACCUUUGCUGCCGUGAAAAUGAUAAGAACUGAAUGCGAUGAUGGCCGGUCUCGAGAUGAGAAAGAAAUCACCGACUUCCUACGUGAAGCUGAAGUCAUGUCAUCGUUUGAUCAUCCGUGUGUUGUACGACUCCUCGGUGCCUGCCUAAAUCAAAUGCCUUACUUGAUUAUCUCAGAAUUUAUGAACCAAGGUGACUUGAAGUUUGUACUACAGAGUGCAAGGCUUGAGGGACGAACUUGGCCUCUCAAGUUGAAGUUGCUUUGUGCACUGCAGACGGCCGAGGGUUUGCUGUAUUUGAAUGUUGAGAAAUGUUUUGUCCAUCGGGAUGUAGCAGCAAGGAAUGUUCUUGUCCACGAAGAAUCGCACGAACAGCUGCAAUGCAAGAUCACUGACUUUGGUCUUUCAAGAGACGUCUACGAAUCCGAGUACUACAGACAGGCGAUCGGCGACAACAAAAAAGCUUUCUUACCAGCCAAGUGGAUGGCCAUCGAGUCACUGCAAGAUCACAUCUACAACCAGAAGACGGACGUCUGGAGCUUUGGUGUGUUACUGUGGGAGAUUUUUGCUAUGGGGAUGGUGCCUUAUCCUGGUGUGGACAAUCGCAGCAUAUGGCAGGAGUUGUCAAAUGGACUAAAGCUGAACAAACCAGCUGAUUGUUCGGGGCCUGUGUAUGACCUGAUAACCCAAUGUACUCAACACUUGCCGGGCAAGCGGCCAACGUUUGAACAGAUUAUAACUCGUUUGAAUGAAGAGGUUGAGGUGUGUGAUGAGAUGGCAGUUAGAGAUUAUUACAACAUCUCACAGAAUAGUAACUACAGCAAUGUAGAUAUUAGGCCAUACGGACGUAAAGCUACCUCUCUUACUCGACGGAUAUCAGUCACCGACAUCUCGUCCAUUGAUGACAUUGAGAAGCUGUCCAGGGAAGAGAUGGAGGACGUUUUACAUUCAAAUUUUGUUUCUGUUGCUGUGGCUCUAAGUACUGCCGAAUUGGCUGACAAACUGCGGAGUUUGUGGGUUGACAAGAAAUGUGUGACAAAGCAAUAAAUACGAAGAAGACGAGGACAACAUCUCAAGCCUCUACAGAACACAACAAGCUGCAACAAAGUCAACCUUCAUACAUAAUGUAUUUGAGGAUAUUAUCUAUUUUCUAUGGCAAUCUCUGCCUUUUGUAUCAUUAAAUGUUCGAUG
Corticium candelabrum is the source of this 2373-nucleotide messenger RNA. RefSeq names its product tyrosine-protein kinase HTK16-like. The record is from RefSeq and is a predicted model, not a curated record. The coding region runs from base 43 to 2229 and encodes 728 amino acids. Lineage: Eukaryota; Metazoa; Porifera; Homoscleromorpha; Homosclerophorida; Plakinidae. Gene Ontology annotation, molecular function: ATP binding; protein binding; transmembrane receptor protein tyrosine kinase activity. Gene Ontology annotation, biological process: positive regulation of kinase activity; protein phosphorylation; multicellular organism development. The transcript is spliced from 24 exons. Gene Ontology annotation, cellular component: plasma membrane; signaling receptor complex.